AUGGCACCUUGUCAACAUGCACCCAAGACGGCCACCAUACCUGCUCCCACUGUUCCCAUCCCCACCAGUGUUAUUCACAUCCCCACUGCUGUUAUUCCUGUCCCUGUUGAUGCUAUUCCCGUCCCUGCUGGUGUUAUUCCCAUCCCUGUGGGUGUUAUUCCCAUCCCCACUGGUGUUAUUCCCACCCCUGUUACCAUUGUCCCCAUCCCGCUCCCUCGUAGAUAUCAAGACUUCAGCCAUUCUCAACCUAUGGUGGAUGAAGGGGAAUGUUUUGACCUUGACAAUGUCUCUGGUGAUGAUGAUGAUGAAGAGUAUGGCCCGCCUGCACCUACCAUUAGGGCUCCUGCAGCCCCUAGUCCACUUCAGACAGCCGCGCAUAAUGACCAUCCCACCCAAACUACUCUCUUGGACACUGGUAGUCUAAUGAAAAAGGCCAAAGGCACUGAUGAUUUCCAUUUCUUUUUCAGGCUGGAUGAAGUUACUGGGUGUAAUACCUGCAUACCUUGCGAGUGA
This is a messenger RNA of Suillus subaureus, 513 nucleotides long. RefSeq lists its product as uncharacterized. The record is from RefSeq and is a predicted model, not a curated record. The transcript is spliced from 2 exons. NCBI's taxonomy places the organism in Eukaryota, Fungi, Basidiomycota, Agaricomycetes, Boletales, Suillaceae. Bases 1 to 513 code for a protein of 170 amino acids.